Nezara viridula (southern green stink bug) is the source of this 258-nucleotide messenger RNA. The record is from the annotation of a GenBank genome assembly. NCBI's taxonomy places the organism in Eukaryota, Metazoa, Arthropoda, Insecta, Hemiptera, Pentatomidae.
AUGACUGAUGCUAAUAUGUCAGUGGUAACUCCGUGCCGGACAGUAGAAGAGGUGAACGAGGCUGUGGAUGACAUUAACACUGUUGUCCAGGAUUCAGCCAAUCAGAACAUCUCUAGUUUCGCCCCGCAGCCCAACAUCUCCAGGAAACCACCACGUCACAUCCUCGCCCUGAUCACAGUGAACGGAGACCAGUUGGCACCCCUUUUAUCCGGCGAUCGGAUGGGCGAGUGGUGGGUGUUAACCGCUUCCCCCAAUUAA